Perca fluviatilis (European perch) is the source of this 8498-nucleotide messenger RNA. RefSeq names its product histone deacetylase 4 (gene hdac4). Gene Ontology annotation, biological process: chromatin organization; negative regulation of transcription by RNA polymerase II. The transcript is spliced from 28 exons. The record is from RefSeq and is a predicted model, not a curated record. Gene Ontology annotation, molecular function: histone deacetylase activity. NCBI's taxonomy places the organism in Eukaryota, Metazoa, Chordata, Actinopteri, Perciformes, Percidae. Gene Ontology annotation, cellular component: histone deacetylase complex. Bases 353 to 3766 code for a protein of 1137 amino acids.
UGUUGGCUGAAUGAUUUUUACAGUACCGACGGGUCCUAAAACCCUGCCUGUGGAUGCUCCUGGAGACUGGAGGGGAUAUAGCCAUUUGCCCCCCAGGGGUGCUCAAUUCAGCCUGACUGGAAGGAAUCCUGGCACAACACACCACUGAGGUCUCCACCUGUGGCUUGAUGUGAUGAAGCCUUGAGAAACAACUGCUCUCUGUCCCCCCCUUGGCCUGGCGCCUCCACCUGGCAGCACCAGCUCGCCUGGCAAACACAUGGUGGUCACUGCAGCCACCACGGGGAUGCACUGACAGCCUCGCCGCUCGCCUCUCCACCCCUGUCAAGUCUGCCUGGCAACAACAACCAUAACCAUGAGCUCUCACAGUCGGUCAGGUGGCUUGACCAGCAACGAACAGCCUGUGGAACUUCUUAAACCAGGUGCACUCAACCAUUUCGUGGAUGUGAGCACGGCAGCACUGCCCAUGCAGGUGCCCCCCGCCACCACAGCCAUCCUUCCCAUGGACCUACGCGUAGUGGACCACCCCCACCACCACCACCAUCACCACCACCACCACCAGCAGCCCUCCUUCGGCCUGGCUCCCCAACCCCACCCUACACCGCCCGUCUCCACAGCUUUCCCCGCAUCCUCCGAGCCAGGCCGCGGGACAGUCAUUAGUAAGUGGGCAUGGUCUCUGGUAGGGCUGGGUAUCGGCAAUGAUUUUCCAGACCCCCCAGAGCAGCAGCUGCAGCAGGAGCUGGUGACUCUCAAACACAAGCAGCAGCUCCAGAGACAGCUCCUGAUCGCCGAGUUCCAGAGGCAGCACGAGCAGCUGUCGCGACAACAUGAAGUCCAGCUGCAGGAACAUGUCAAGUCUUGUCUCUCUCUCCACCAGCACCAACAGGACUUACUGGCGCUCAAGCACCAGCAGGAGCUGUUGGAGCACCAGAGGAAGAUGGAGCAGCAGCGUCAUGAGCAGGAGAUAGAGAAGCAGCAGCGGGAACACAAACUGCUACAGCUCAAAAACAAGGAGAGGGGACAGGAGAGUGCAGUCGCCAGUACAGAGGUUAAGAUGCGACUUCAGGAGUUUGUCCUGAACAAGAAGAAAGCCCUGGCUCAGCGAAACCUAAACCACUGUCUGCCCAGCGACCCGCGCUUUUGGUAUGGAAAAACCCAGCACAGCUCUUUGGACCAGAGCUCUCCUCCCCAAACAGCUUUGUCAGCGUACACCCACCCAAUGCUGGGCACAUACGACUCGAGAGACGACUUCCCCCUCCGCAAAACAGCCUCUGAGCCCAACCUGAAGCUUCGUUCCCGGCUAAAGCAGAAGGUGACAGAGCGCCGCAGCAGCCCUCUGCUCCGAAGGAAAGAUGGUCCCAUCACUACUGCCAAGAAGCGUUCCCUCGACUUGGCUGAGUCUGCAUGCAACAGUGCACCAGGCUCAGGACCCAGCUCCCCCAACAACAGCUCUAGUAACAUCCCAAGUGAGAACGGGGUCACUAUCUCCAGCAGCCCAGGAGAGGUCUCCCUGCUUCAGAGGUUGGCUGCAAGGGAAGGUUCAGUUAGCCAGCUCUCUCUCUACACCUCCCCUUCUCUGCCCAACAUCACCCUGGGACUGCCAGCCACAGGCCCUGCUAGCUCUCUGGUGUCAGGACACCAAGAUGGUGAGAGUCGUCUGGCAUUGCCUGCGUUACAGCAAGGCAUUCCUCUGACCCCUCCAUUCCUGCCCACGGCCCACCUGCCCUCCUACUUGGCAUCUUCAGCUCUGGACAGGGAGGGGGCCGGAGGGGGAACGGCUGGUCACAACCCCCUUCUCCAACACAUGGUACUGCUGGAGCAGAGCCACAAUCCAAUGGUUGGUCUGGCUGGCCUCCCACUACCAUCACCCUCUGUCUCUAAACUUGCGCGUGGCCACCGCCCCCUUGGAAGAACCCAGUCUGCCCCUCUGCCUCAGCAGCAAUGUGGACAGGCCCAAGCCCUGCAGCAGCUGGUGGUUCAGCAGCAACACCAGCAGUUCCUGGAGAAACACAAACAACAGUUCCAACAGCAGCAGCACAUCAUCAACAAGAUCAUGUCCAAGCCCAGUGAUCAGGUCUCCGCAGCGAGCUCCAGCACCUCAGGGCCGGGCAGGCAGCACCAGAGUCACCCAGAGGAGACGGAAGAGGAACUCAGGGAGCACCAGGGGCUCUCCCUCUCACCCUCGUCCUCGUCCUCUCCAUCCACACAGGAGACCGGGCCUCUGCGAGGGCUGGUCAUCAAGCAGGAGCCCACAGACCCCCAAGAGCAGGAGGAGAGGGAUGUUGAGCAGGAGUUCCUGUUCCGACAGCAAGCUCUGAUGUUAGAGCAGCAGCGGAUCCACCAGCUGAGGAACUACCAAGCCUCCAUGGAAGCAGCCGGGUUAUCCAUUAGCUUUGCUGGACACCGCCCCCUCUCCAGGGCUCAGUCAUCUCCAGCCUCCGCCUCCUUCCCCAUGGUAGUACAGGAGCCCCCUGCCAAGCCUCGAUUUACUACAGGUCUAGUGUAUGACUCGUUGAUGCAGAAGCACCAGUGUAUGUGUGGCAACACCACCAGUCAUCCAGAGCAUGCUGGUCGCAUUCAGAGUAUCUGGUCCCGACUACAGGAAACAGGCCUCAGGGCGCAUUGCGAGUGUAUCCGCGGUAGGAAGGCCUCACUGGAGGAGUUGCAGACGGUCCACUCUGAAGCCCAUGUCCUGCUGUACGGAACCAACCCACUGCGGCAGAAAUUGGACUGUUCAGUGAGUCCCAUGUUUGUGAGGCUACCAUGUGGAGGCAUCGGGGUGGACAGCGACACCAUUUGGAAUGAGGUCCAUUCAUCCAGUGCAGCUCGUCUGGCCGUCGGCUCGGUGGUGGAGCUCGUCUUCAAAGUAGCAACGGGAGAGCUGAAGAAUGGUUUUGCUGUAGUUCGACCUCCUGGACACCACGCUGAGGAGAGCACGCCUAUGGGCUUCUGUUAUUUCAACUCAGUCGCCAUAGCAGCCAAGCUGCUGCAGCAGAGACUCAAUGUCAGUAAAAUCCUCAUCGUGGACUGGGAUGUUCACCAUGGUAAUGGCACCCAGCAGGCCUUCUACUCAGACCCCAGUAUCCUCUACCUGUCACUGCAUCGCUACGAUGAUGGCAACUUCUUCCCUGGCAGUGGAGCACCUGACGAGGUGGGGAGUGGAGCAGGUGAAGGCUUCAAUGUGAACAUGGCCUUUACUGGAGGACUGGAACCUCCCAUGGGUGAUGCAGACUACCUGGCUGCAUUUAGGACGGUGGUUAUGCCUAUUGCCAACGAGUUUGCCCCAGACGUGGUUCUGGUAUCUUCAGGCUUUGAUGUGGUCGACGGACAUGCUCCACCCCUGGGAGGAUACAAACUGACAGCCAAAUGCUUUGGCUACCUGACCAGGCAGCUGAUGGGUCUGGCAGGCGGUCGGUUGGUGCUUGCCCUGGAGGGGGGUCACGACCUCACAGCUAUAUGUGAUGCCUCGGAAGCCUGCGUCUCUGCUCUGCUUGGCAAUGAGUUGGACCCCAUUCCGGACGAGGUGGUGCAGCAGAGACCGAAUGCCAACGCUGUCCACUCUAUGGAGAAAGUUCUUGAAAUACAAAGUAAAUACUGGCGCUCCCUGCAGCGCUCCGCCUCCACACUCGGUUGCUCGUUGAGCGAAGCCCUACGGCACGAUGCAGAGGAAGCUGAGACUGUUUCCGCUAUGGCCUCAUUGUCUGUCGCCAACAAGCACAUUGGAAAGAGGGCUCAAGAGGAACCAAUGGAAGAGGAAGCUACUAUGUAAAAAAACAAACUCCCUAGUCUUUGACCACUCAUACCAGUCUUCUUCUUUGACACAGUAUACACUCAGUGUCAAUUUAAAUGCCACUCCUAUGUCUCACCCCUGCCACAUCAAGCUGGCAUCUUAUUAUGGGAGAGAGGUAGCCGAGCUGACAAAAGUUGGCGCUCAAAGGAAACGGAACACUGACGAUGAGCGAUGCAUUCACUGAUCAGCAGUGCACAGACUGAUCAGCAUAAAUGUGUUCCAUUGUCUCUCCAAGACCUUGGAUUACAGAGGAUUGACUCAACCAUCCCGCAAUGACAACCUCGAGUGCCAGUGCUUUUUUAAAACACUAGACAAGAUGUACUUUUUGAAUGCCAGUAGGAUCCAUACACAGACGAUGCAUAGUCAUCUUCUUUUCUUAUUUUUCUGUUGUUUCUGUGCUUUAUCUUUCAUCAAAAACCACCAGAGCUAAUGUGAUUGUGACUCUUAAGAUAUCCGGACGAAUGGAACAAAGUGGUCGAAUUUCUUGCCAUUUUCAAGUUGGUUGACAAUUACAGAUGAGAAAGGUCAGCAGAUGUUGUCAUUCCAUUAUGACUGACAGCGAAAGACUGUGCGUUCGUGCCUUUUUUUUGUCUUUUUUAUUUUCCAAACCUGGUGGAUUUUCUGUUGAACUCUACUGAAAGAGCAUUGCCUUAAAUACAGGUUUGGGAAUGAGGCCUCUUCUCCUCAACCCCUUAAACAUUUUUAUCCUGGCAAGACAUCCAAUGCCUGCAUGUUGGCACAUAGACUGGAGGACUUUGGCAUGUUUACCUAUAAUUCCCUGCAAGCAGCCUUCUGUCUCUCCCUGUACCUCCAUCAUUUAAAUAAUCUCAUUUGAGAAGGUAGUCCCCAGCAACAAGUUGGAGGUGGUUCAGUUUAAAAGUCACAGGUGGAUUAGUAAUACUCAGUGGAACCAUGUAUUAGAUACAGUCCCGUAGCCAGAGGAAAUGUCCUAAAGGACCAGCUGCGCCUUAGUAAAAACGUUUCUCAAUGCCCACAAUGAAUCUGCAUACAUUGCAUUGGAUGCAGCAAUUGUUAAUCUGUCUAAUAGUUUUCCUUUUACUUGAAAAUGGAUUUAAAGUGGUUUAGUGGUAGUCUAAAAGAUUUGCAAUAGGGGGGCAUUGGGGUCCCCUUGGCAACGGGCCUGAUCAGAUAGGUAUCAGCUGUUCCCAAGAGAAGAGUUAAGUCACAUGCACUGCACUAGAGCAACAGCAGAAUCCUAUUCUAUGCCGUAUUUAGACAAUAAUGAAGCCAAAGCAUGAUGGACUUUCUCUAUAGAGUCAAACCACUUCAUUUUUACAUUAGAAUCCGUCUCACCUUUUGCAGAUUAUUGAGGGAUAGACAGGAAUUAAUCUCAUAUGGGCCAAUUUGUUGAACCAGCCCUCUCUUAAAGACAACUGUGUCUCUGUGGUAACAAUGACCAAACCACCUUGGGAUUUUCCAGAGGGGUGUUCCAGUGCUGCACAGGCUCUCACAGCUGGUUUAACAUUAACUUUAGUCCCUUGUUAAGCACAUCUGCUCCCCAAAUGCCAGGUGCUGUAAGGCAGGUGUGUGUUCAUAUACAGUGAAUCACAAGCUGCUCUUUAUAAAUAUUCAAGUGUAUACACACAUUUGCAUAGUUGUUUUUCCUUAUUAAUCAUCCCCCUUUCUCUUAAAGCAGUGUGGGAUAAUCCCAUCCAGAAUAAAUAUCCUUGCAACUUUGAAUAGAACAUGUAGCUCAGAUUAUGCUCUGGAUGCCGAAUCUGCCUGCAUUUGAUUAAAUCUCAAUAAUUUAUCAAAUCUGCAUUACAAACCUGAAUCCUUUUCAAUCAGUUUAUACCUUAAUAUGAAAAAAAAAACAAAAAACUCUAAGCUUAACUUCUAAACUUAACUAAUGUGGGUUUUGUACUGACUCUUAACUUAAACUAAACUGGCUAUCGGAGCCCAACCCUGCUAGCCAGACUAUACAGCACACCAACCACCAGCCUAGUUGUAGUUAAAUUCAGUUGUCCAUUUUGGCAAUGAAAACACCAUAAUAACAAGGUACGUUUUUUCCUAAAAAUGCAUGUACAAGUCUGAUUAAACAGUCCAAGUGUGCAGACGUGGACUUCCUGUUUGUAACCAUCCCUCCAACUUGUCUUUGGCACCUGGGCAACUACCUUCUCUCACCUUUGGUUCAUCUACCAGCUGACCGUGUUUCAUGUAUUUUUUCAGUGAACAGGAAACUGUGGUGUUUACCGUUGUUUACUGUACAUAGGACAUGGAUCUCACAUGGAGUAUUCUUGCCACACACAUUUGUCAACGACUACUCUUGUCUAUUCUCUUUCCUCUCAUCCGUUUCUUUUUUUUUCCUGGCUUUAUUGCCCUGUCAGUGGAAUCCAGUGACUUCUUUUUUUUUUCAUGUUUUUUUGUUCACUUUCCCCUCUCUGUCUCUCUGUUAAACUGUAAAGCUGACAUUCUUCACAACAGGUGAGGGUUCAGAUUCUCUCUUUAGUGGACAUUACAUUACUUAUUUUCUGUUUUUUGUGGGAGUGUUGGGAUGCAAAUGUUUCUACUUUGUAUAAUGAUGGACAAUUGUGUAUUUACUGUCUGUUCAUAGUAGAUUUAUAUAUGAAAAGAAAUAAGUAUAUUAUAUAUAUAUAUAUAUAUAUAUACACAUAAUGAAAUACCAUGAUCCUGUUUUUGAAGUUAGUAUUGAAAAAUGCUACAUUUCAUGGGCCUUCAACUCAGUCUGCCCUUUUUAGGGUGUUACUGAAGGCACCAUUUAUUGUCCUUAGUUACAGUUGGUUACUUGUUGAGUAGCAUUUUACUGGUUGUCUUUUUGUCUUUCAACACUGAUGACUAGUUUUUGGCUUCAUCCAUCCCAUUGGUACCAUUACACUGAUACACUAGGUGUGCCAUUGCCAACCGCUCGGCCACACACAUUCAUGCACGUAUUCCUACUAUUCCACUUUUUUUUUAUUUAUGUGUACAAAUUAUUGUAGAAAAACACAAAUUUUAGCUGGCACCUAUAAAGUUUCAGCAUGAAAUGUGAGACUAAAAUUCUAAAUCUGGAUUCUACGCAUCUCAAAAACAAUCUGUAGUGGUUCUCUUUCUUAAAGAUUUACAAGUUCAUCCUCUAGACCACAAAAAAUGGGAUGGGUGGAUUUGAAUUGGAACAUGGCCAUGCUAUUCCCCUACAUCAUAUCACUCUGAUGGCCUUACAAAUCUUUUCACAUGCUCAUCACUUAUAUCCUUAUCUGACCAAAUGUCCUUAGUUUUCAUUGAACUUAACAUUCCAUUUAAAUUCAUCUAGCUGACAUGUGUAUCUGGUUCAUCAGCUAAGUGAUGCCUCUGGGUUUCAGGGGGGCCUGUUGUUAGCAAGACUGUCCUGUAUCCAACAGAUCACAGGUGUUGGAUCCCUGAAGCAGCCCACGUCUUCCUGUCCUCACAGAACACCAAAACUUCUCCCGUACUAGGACCAAUGUUUUUCACAAUAUCUAUGUCUCAAAGGAGCAUAUAGAAGAAAAGAAAUAUGAUCGUCAUGCCAUAAACUGAUUGACAUGUUCUUAAAUCUCAAUCAGACUUUCGAGGACAACAUUUUCUAAUUUUGACUGAAUGUAUCUGGAGCCAUGCUGCAUCUCAUGUCCCUAAAUCGUCUCCUCUGCAUUCUUUUCCAUGGCUUCUGCAGAUGGCCACAGAGGUCAAUGUUAAGACUAUAUAAUGCUAGUGUCAUCUACAGUACCACUUUGUAAGUGUACAAAGGAAAAUUAUGAGUCAGUGCUUGCAGUAAAUUGUAGGCCAUAAAGUAGGAUUUACACUGAGUACCCGAGAGAUAACUAAGGUCUAAGCAUUUGUAGACGGGCAUUAUUGGGCAUCACAUUUUUAGGUUUUUUUUGUAUGAUUUAAACGCAUAGCCAUGUGAAAGAUGUGUGAUUUUUCAAUACAUUCCUUUUAUAUCAGUCACCUACACAAAUACCACUUUCUCCUGUGUUUUUUUUUUUUUUUGUAAUUUCCAGGACUUCUUAAUUGUGAUACUUCAUGCAUAUAGAUGUAUUUGUGGUUGGAAUAUAAAAAUGCAAUUAGUCAGGCUAUCCUGAAUAUCACCUUAACUUGGAUACGCUGACAUCUCUGUGCAUGUAAAUACACUUGGUGAGAUGCUUUUUGGUAACCCAGCCACGAACAUUCCCAGACCCUUUUGCGCAGCAGUGCCAGUCAUGGGGUUUCUACUGCUGAAUGCUUUGGUUUCUCAAGAGGAGCCAAAACCAGCACUGUCUGGCCACUCUGGCCAUCUGUCUUCACUGUUAGUCUUGACAUAGUCUAUUUCCUUGACGUUCCACUUCCGGGAUUGCUCCGGUGCCGCAGGAGAUUCCGCCGGAUGCAUGUAUUUCCGCCGAUUUCCUUUUCCUUGCGCUUUUUUUGUUGUUGUUGGAAUUCUAAACUCCGGGCGGAUUUCUGAGGACUAUGGUUAACUGCUCCUCAGAUCUCUGCAGGGUAAAUCCAGACAGCUAGCUAGACUACCUGUCCAAUCUGAGUUUUCUCUCGCACGACUGUUUUGCAGCCGCUCCGUGCUUGUCCCAAGACGAUUGUGAUUGGUUUAAAGAAAUGCCAAUAAACCAGAGCACGUUUUUCUCCCAUCCCAGAAUGCUGUGUGGACUAGCCAGUACCACCUCCGCUCCGCAGUGUGUGGAUGGUCUGGCAAAGCGAGCGACUAGUCUUAACCCAAUGUCCAGUAACAAAAAAAAAAAACCUGCAA